ACACACACACCCUCUGCUUCAGUGUUUCCUUCACGGUCCGCUAGGGAGCGCCAAUGACGCACAGUCGGUUUGGGAGUCACUACUGAGACCAGAUCUACAGCACUGUGGAAUUAGGAAGACUCCUCGCGCCUGCAUUGAUUGACGUGGCCAUGUCAGAAGAUCAUGCAUGAACAGACUGUUGUAAAGUCAAACCAGCCACAUGGGUCAGUUCACUUCUCAGUUAAAAAGUUACUGUGAAGUGGUCUCAAGUACUAAAGCAGUGCAGCGGAGUCUCAAGGCGUGUAGGCUUCUGUUGACUGUAACUGCAGCAGGGAGGAGACCAGCAGAGCCGGAGAAUAGCUCCUCUAUGAACGCCCUUCAGUCUGCCUGUGAAUCACAUUUUCCACCUACAACACAGUUGUUACUUCUGACUGGGCCCAGAGGCACACAUGCUACAAAGCCUUUCUUCUGGACUGCUGCACACACACUCAGCCUGGCGCAGCAACAGACUGUGGACUCAUCGGGAACUUUUAUCCACACUUAAAGUUUUCAGCUGAAGUUUGAUGCGUCUUUUGGCUAGAGAUCAUGAGCGGAGACCGACAGAAUGGAUUAAUCGAUUCUCCGCCACUUUUAAUCAAUCCACCCGCAUGGAUCCUUCAACUUAGAGACAUGAUCAUUGGUAGUUAUUGAUCAGUCGCUGUAAAGUGAGGAUUGAUCCGCGCUGACAUGGAUCUUCAGGUGGUUGUGUGGCUGUUCUACUGCCUUCUCCUGCCAACCGCGCUGUUAACAGCUUGUCUCCUGCGCUACAACGUUCUGUCACUGGUUUACUUCCUCUACCUGCUCCUGCUGCCAUGGUUCCUGUGUCCCAACAAACACACCAUCAGAGGUCACACAGGCCGGUUCAUCAGAGUCGUGUUCUGUACCAGUCUGCUAUUUGUACUGGCUCACAUUUGCUUCCAGACAGUACUAUACACAUACCCUCCCCUCAGCAUCGCCAUCAGUGAUAACUGUUCACAAUGGGACACCAUAACCAGACACAUAGGACUGUCCAGGCUUCCCUUGGAGGAUCCUUGGAGUGUGUUACGUCUCCUUUGUCCUGACCUGGGUGUGUGUGUGGUGACCUUGAUAACAACGAUCCUCUGCAGCAGACUGGUCAGGAACAGAGAAAUGGUGGCUGCUGCCAACAUCACAUCGCUAGAAGAUGAUAUCACAGACAACACUACAGAUGGAGAAGAGGUUGAUGAGGAAGAACAAGAGGAAGAGGCAUCAGAAGAGGAAGAAGAUGAGGAAGAGAGAUCAUUACCUGGUGACCUUGAAGAGGAGAUUUCCACAGUGACGAGAGCAAAGCAACUAGCUGAGCGUCUGAAGGCCACGGCCCGGAAAGCUCUGCGGGACCUGGGGAGGAUCUUAGCCAUCGGCCUGCUGGCUUUGGCAGGGAUAACGCUGCCCUCCGCCUUUUCUGCUAUCUACUUCCUGCUUUUUAUCGGUGUGUGCACAUGGUGGGCAUGCCACCUUCCCAUCAGUCACCUGGGUUUUAAUGCACUCUGUGUGAUGGUGGGCUUCUUCACAUCAGGCCACAUGCUUUGCCUUUACCUGUACCAGAGUCUGCUGUCCCAGGCUUUGUUCCCUCCACACACUCUGUGGGCCAGACUAUUUGGACUGAAGGACAUCAUCAUACAAGGGAACUGCUCUUCGCCCUAUGACCUCAACCUCAAUACUGAUCAUGAUUGGCCGGUUUAUGUCAACCCAGGAAUCCUGUUCCUCCUCUACAUCACUGUAGCAACUGUUCUAAAAACAGGAUGCCAUGGAACACCAAACCAGACUGAAGAGGAGCAGACACAGGACAAAAGCAAGGUGUUGAGGGUAGAGGAGGUGGAGAUCAUGCUCUCGUCCAUGGAAACAGAGAGCACAAGAGGACCAUCAGAUACUGCAGAGGAACAACAAGAUCUGGGUGUCAGUGGCGCCCCCGGUGGUCGACAGUCUGAAAGUCCAUUCUACCUGCUGGGAAAGGUGGUGAUGCAGCAGAGCUAUGUCUGUGCUCUCAUAGCCAUGAUGGUUUGGAGUAUUACGUACCACAGCUGGCUGACGUUUGUGCUGCUGCUCUGGGCUUGUCUUAUUUGGAUUCUGCGUGCCAGACGGCAUGCAGCCACGCUGUGCUCUCCAUUCAUUCUGCUCUAUGGCUUGGCUCUGUGCUGCCUGCAGUACAUCUGGGCCAUGGAGCUUGAGCCUGAACUGCCCACCACUGUGGGGACCAUGAGCCUCAGCCAGCUAGGACUGGACAGACCCCAGUACCCCUGUCUGAGACUGGGAGCUAUGCUUCUGUUCACCUUGACCUUCUGGCUGCUGGUGCGACAGUCUGUGAAAGAAAACUUCAGCAUUAGGAAAAAAAUAUUCACACCGCUUCUAGAAGUCACUACAGAAGAGGAGAAGGCUGGUGAGGAGUCAGUGCUGAAGGUCCUUGGAGGCAUGGUUAUGACCAGUUAUGCCAAAUACUGGAUCUAUGUGUGCGGAGGGAUGUUCAUCAUGGUUUCCUUUGCUGGAAAACUUGUUGGAUACAAAAUUAUCUACAUGCUGCUGUUCCUACUUUGCCUCUGUCUGUACCAGGUGUAUUACUCUUUAUGGAGGCGUCUGUUGAAGAUCUUCUGGUGGCUAGUCGUAGCCUACACCAUGCUGGUGCUGAUCACCAUCUACACUUAUCAGUUUGAAGACUUCCCUGGAUACUGGAGAAACUUCACUGGUUUCACAGAAGAACAGCUGGCAGCGAUUGGUCUGGAGACAUUUGCUCUGUCCGAACUCUUCACCAGUAUUCUGAUCCCUGGCUUCUUCCUGCUGGCCUGCAUCCUGCAGCUUCACUACUUCCACAAACCCUUCAUGCGAAUCACUGACCUGGAUCAUGUCACACCUUUACACAGGAAGAAGAACAGUCAGAGGCCUGAGCAAAUUGGCUCUGGUAAUGAAGGGGUUGACUUUGAAGAGGAAGACAUGGUGACCAACACUGAUGAGGAGUCUGAAGAGGAAGCGGAAUCCAUGCCCAGUAAAUGGGGUCUGGUGAUGGACAGGUUACUGGUGCUCUCCAGGAAGUUCUCGGACAUUCUCACAAAACUUCAAGUGUUUCUGUGGAGGCUUCUGGAGCUCCACAUCCUCAAGAUGGUCGCCUUCUUCUCCGUGUGGGUAGCUGUUGAAGAGCCAUCUGUGAUGAACCUGGUUCUGGUGGUGUUGUGGUCUCUGGCGAUGCCGUACAGUCGCUUCAGGCCCAUGGCCUCCUGUCUGUCGACAGUCUGGGUUUGUGUCAUCAUCGUGUGUAAGAUGUUGUACCAGCUCACUGUCGUCAACCCCGAGGAGUACUCCAGAAACUGUACCCUGCCUCUAAAAAAUGAAACAAACCUGUUACCAGAGGAGAUGAUGAACUCAGCACUGUAUAAGGAUCCAGUGGAUCCCGCCAAAUGGUUUGGAAUCAGGAAAGAUGCCACUGUACUGGGAUACAGCAAGAACCAUUUAGUUGUGCUGAUGUUGUUGGUCUUUGAGGCAACAGUAUAUCGUCACCAGGCUCACCACUACCGUCAGCUCCAGAGAUCUCCGCCAACCAUCCCUGCUCUGUUCCCCAAAGCAACCAGGGAUACUUUGGACAACGGUCUCAUCCCCUGCCUCAAGUACCUGCUCAACUACACCUUCUACAAGUUCGGUUUAGAGAUUUGCCUCUUGAUGACGGUUAAUGUGAUUGGCCAGAGGAUGAACUUCAUGGUGAUCAUCCAUGGCUGCUGGUUGGUAGCCAUCGUGGUAAGGCGACGUCGAGCUGCUAUUGCAAAGAUCUGGCCCAGAUAUUGUCUCUUCCUGUCCGUCUUCAUGAUCUUCCAGUAUGUACUGUGCGUCGGCAUACCGCCUGUUCUCUGUAUAGACUACCCAUGGCGUGGGAAGACUCCAGUGUUGAUGAACUCGGCCCUCAUAAAGUGGAUCUACCUGCCUGACUUCUACACUGUGCCAAACGCCAGAAACCUCAUAGCGGACUUUGUGCUGCUGAUGUGUGCGUCACAGCAGUGGAAGGUAUUUGGGUGUGAGCACACGGAGGAGUGGAUGGUUCUGGCUGGAGAAAACACAGAUGACCCUGAACCAAUGGAUGGUCCACUAUUUAACCCUGCACCCAACUUUAUUUACUGCAGGAGCUACCUCGACAUGGCCAAGGUCUUGGUGUUUCGUCACCUCUUCUGGUUGGUGCUGUCGGUGGUCUUCAUCACUGGGGCCACCAGGAUCUCUGUGUUCGGACUCGGCUACCUCCUCGCGUGCUUCUUUUUCCUUCUGUUUGGGACGCGGCUGUUUGUCAAAUCAUCCAGAACACGCCUGGCUCUGUGGGACUGUCUCAUCAUUUACAACGUGGCAGUCAUUAUAUCUAAAAACACAUUAUCAAUCCUGGCGUGUGUGUUUGUGUUUGAGAUGCAGCAAGGCUUCUGUUGGGUGAUUCAGCUUUUCAGCCUGGUGUGCACAGUCAAAGGCUAUUAUGACCCGAAAGCAGUGAGUGACAAGACCUGCAGCCUUCCAGUGGAAGAGGCCGGUGUUAUCUGGGACAGCAUUUGUUUUCUCUGCCUCCUGCUGCAGAGGAGGGUCUUUCUUAGUUUCUACUUCCUGCAUGUGGUGGCAGAGAUACAGGCCUCGGCAAAACAGGCCUCCAGGGGUUUCGAACUUUUCAAAGCCAGUAUUUUGAAGAACAUUCGGUUCCACCAACAAGCUGAGAGGAAGUCGUUGACACAGCUCAAGAGUUCAAUGCAGAGAAUCCGCUCGAAGCAGCAGAAGUACAAAGAAGGACACAAAACCAGUGAAGAAUCUGAAAAGAGUGCCACUGACGAGAGGGAGAUUCAGACAGACAAGAAGAAGUCCAGAAAGACAAAGUGGCAUCAGCCAUGGUUAGACCACGCUACAGUGCUCCACUGCGGAGACUACUACCUGUUUGAAUCAGACAGUGAAGAUGAAGAUGACCUCCAGUCUGAAGAGCAAAGGCCUCAGAAACAAACUGCCUGUCAGUUGGCAUACCAAGCAUGGGUGACGAGUGUGAAAUCAGCUCUGAGAGAGCGACAGAAGCACCAGAGACAGUUGAGAGCAUCUGAGAGUAAAGAGAAGGAGACGGGAGGAGCGAACUCACAACAGGAAGUGUCCCCUGUCAUAGGGAGUGGAGACAAUGAUGUGAUGGAGGACCUUGUCAUCGAGGGGGAGGAAGAACAGGAGUCUGGUCACGGCGAGAUGGUUCAGAGGAUCUUGGAUAUUCUGCGCUUUGUGUGGGCCAUACUUCUAGCCAUGUUGGACGGACUGACUCAGUGGCUCAAUCUGUUGACUAAACAGUACAGAGAUAUAUCCACGGUUCUGUGUAAUGAGCGAUACUUCAUCAUUCACAAGAUACAGCAGAAUCCUACAACAGCAUACUCCAUGGACGACCAGGUCUCUCAGGGCAGCGAGAGUUCCACACUGGAGACCUGUUUGGAUGAGACUGAUGCAGAAAACUCAACCAAAUACAGCUGCAUAGAGCUGGGGAGCAGGGGUUUGACGGACCAGUCUACCUCCAGGCAAAGACUCAACAGCAACGUCUACCUGAGUCCAGAACCCCCAUGUAGCAGCACAGAGCUGUUACUGUUACCACCUAAACAACACAGACACUCCAGAACUGCUAGUGAACUGCUAGGAGACAGGGAGUUCUACAUUGAGGAGCUGGAACAAAGCAGAGAGUUCUACGUCAACCAGAAUCGUCUGCUGAAGCUGUUGUUCUCCUUGUACAACCUGCUGGCAGCCAACUCAGAACUAGUCUGUUAUUUAAUCAUUGUGUUAAACAACGGGGUCAGUGCUUCUGUGAUUUCACUGGUCCUGCCCAUACUCGUGUUCCUGUGGGCUAUGUUGGCUGUCCCAAGACCAACAAAGAGGUUUUGGAUGACUGCUAUAGUCUACACAGAGGUGAUGGUGGUUGUCAAAUACCUGUUCCAGUUUGGGUUCUUUCCCUGGAACAGUGUGCAUCAAAUGACCCUGAAUGAAGACAAACCCUUCUUCCCACCUCGCAUCCUCGGCCUGGAGAAGACUGACAACUACAUCAAAUAUGAUCUUCUUCAGCUGCUCAUCCUUUUCUUCCACAGAGCUCUUCUCAUGCGUUACGGCCUGUGGGACCACGAGGGCCCCCUAGAAGAGCAAACUUCCCAAGAAGAAAGUUGUAAUGAGGAAGAAAACAGCAGACAAGCAAAGGAAAGUCGGAAGAAAGGAGGAGGAGGAGGAGAUGGAAUUGAAAAGGAUGCUGUGGAUCAUGUUGAAUCGAGUACCGAUUCUACUGAUGCGACCGUGCAACCUCAUGCAGCCGAACCAGUACCGACUGAAUCUAAAGAUGAAGAGGAAGGGCUGAAGGACAUGUCCAAUCUUCCCAGCAGGACUGUGGAGGAUAAAAUGGAGGAAGGCAAUGAGCUUCUGGAAGAAGACCUGAAGAAAAGUAGUCGUGCACGCUUGCGGAAGAAAGUUAAACAACCCAAAACACAGAACAGCAAAGCUGAGGACGAAGUUACCGAUGAAGAUCCUGUGAAGAAGAAGCACAAAAGCAAGAAGAGGGAGGCAGCUAGCCAGAGAUUGAUGGCCAUAGGAAAAAAGAUCCAACAUGUCACUGUCUCUGGUGUUCAGAGUGUUUACAGGCCGGUUCAGUGUUUCUUCAAGGGUAUCCUCCAACCUGAAUAUCGAGCUGCCACUGACGUCUACGCUUUCAUGUUCCUGACGGACGUCAUCGACUUCAUCAUCGUCAUCUUUGGGUUUUGGGCUUUUGGGAAACACAGUGCAGCAGCCGAUAUAGCCUCCACCCUGUCAGAGGACCAGGUUCCUGAGGCCUUCCUGGUUAUGCUGCUGAUCCAGUUCAGCACGAUGAUCAUCGACAGAGCCCUGUAUCUGCGCAAGGCUGUCUUGGGAAAACUCAUCUUCCAGGUGACUCUUGUGUUUGGGAUCCACCUGUGGAUGUUCUUUAUCCUGCCUGCUGUCACUGAAAGGAAGUUCAAUCAGAACUUUGUGGCCCAGCUCUGGUACUUUGUCAAAUGCAUUUAUUUCGGCCUGUCAGCCUACCAGAUCCGCUGUGGAUACCCCACUCGCAUCCUGGGAAACUUCCUCACCAAGAAAUACAACCACCUCAACCUUUUUCUGUUCCAAGGGUUUCGUCUGGUGCCGUUUCUGGUGGAGCUGCGAGCCGUGAUGGACUGGGUUUGGACCGACACCACUCUCUCUCUUUCAAACUGGAUGUGUGUGGAGGACAUUUAUGCCAACAUCUUUAUUAUUAAAUGUAGCCGUGAGACAGAGAAGAAAUACCCACAACCUAAAGGACAAAAGAAGAAGAAGAUAGUGAAAUAUGGCAUGGGUGGACUCAUCAUCUUCUUCUUGAUCUGCAUAAUCUGGUUCCCCCUUCUGUUCAUUUCAUUGGUCAGAUCAGUGGUGGGAGUGGUCAACCACCCCAUUGAUGUCACAGUGACUGUGAAACUGGGAGGAUAUGAGCCCCUGUUCACCAUGAGUGUGCAGCAACAGUCCAUCCAGCCCUUCACGGAGGACAAAUAUGACCAACUCACCCAAAAAUUUAAAGAUGACGCGGUAGCAAUGCAGUUCAUCAGUCUCUACAGUUAUGAGGACAUCGUGACAGCCAAGAUUGAAGGCAGUUCAGGAUCCGUAUGGAGGAUAAGCCCCCCCAGCAGAGAUGAAGUUAUUAAAGAACUACUCGAAAGUCGUGUUGACCUUACGUUACGUCUGGCCUGGAAUUUCCAGAGGGACCUGGGUAAAGGAGGGACUGUGGAACAUACCUUUGACAAACACUCUAUCGACUUGGAGCCCCGUAACCAAGUCAGACUUGAUCUCGCCUCACUACUGGCCGGCAAUCGCUCUGAGCCUGUGCGUGUUCCCAACAUGUUUCCCGAAUACAUCAGAGCACCUAAUGGAGCGGAGGCCAAACCAGUUAGUCAGCUCCACAAAGGUGAUGAAGAUGGUUACCUGGAUAUAACUCUGUCCCUGAAGAGUGACCAGUCACUGAACAUCAGCGGGAACAGGGAGUGGUGGGACAUUGCCAUUGCAAGCUGUUCCCACGCCCCAUGUGGGGUUCUACCAAUGACCAUCUUCAAUGACAAAGUCAGUCCACCCAGCCUGGGCUUCCUGGCUGGAUACGGCAUCAUGGGCCUGUAUGUGUCUGUGGUCUUAGUAAUUGGAAAAUUUGUGCGUGGCUUCUUCAGUGAGAUCUCCCACUCCAUCAUGUUUGAGGAAUUACCCUGUGUGGAUCGUAUCCUGAAGCUCUGCACGGACAUCUUCCUGGUGCGGGAGACCGGAGAGCUGGAGCUGGAGGAGGAACUUUACUCCAAAUUGAUCUUCCUCUAUAGAUCUCCAGAGACUAUGAUAAAAUGGACAAGGGACAUCUACAGCCGAGACCAGGACAGAUACUGACUGAAGAGAUGAUAUUAGUUAAUUAAUGAAGCACACAGUGAAGACAUGGAGGUGAAAGCACAAGGAGAAGCUCUUCUGAACUAAUCCGACCAGAAUAGACAUUAACUUACUGGGAAACACAUCCAAUGUGUUCCUGCUGAUGUAUGAAACAUUGCUUGUUUCUGGACACCUUUUGCUGGACAUCAGAAGCUGUUGCAUAUUCACAGUGGCCUCAGCACCCUGCAUUGAAGACGUUUAAGAGUGGAUUUACAGUCCUGAAGAGGCUGCGGACAGAUAUCUGUCCUGCAGGAUUGACCAAACAUCCAUGUGUACAGACGUAGGGCUGAGGUCAAACACAGGACGCACUUUAGUUAUGCUGUAAAUCAUUGUAGGUAGACCAUCUGGGAUUAUGAUUUCUGUAUGCUGAACAAUGUUGAAACACUAUGCUGUCAAUCAGACAUGGAAUGGUUUUAAAGUAAUGAAUUCAUGUGAAACAAACAAA
Messenger RNA from Notolabrus celidotus (New Zealand spotty), 8878 nucleotides. It is a transcript of the gene piezo1, whose product is annotated as piezo-type mechanosensitive ion channel component 1. Lineage: Eukaryota; Metazoa; Chordata; Actinopteri; Labriformes; Labridae. Bases 706 to 8397 code for a protein of 2563 amino acids. The transcript has 54 exons. The record is from RefSeq and is a predicted model, not a curated record.